AUGGAAUAGAUUCUUAAAGAUCCUUUUUAACGAAUUAGUAAUAGGUUAAGUUAAGAACCAUCUGCUGAAAAAGAUAAAGUAGAUUAAGACCAUACAUUUUAGAAUAAAAGCCAAGAAUAAUUUAAUAUGUAUCAAGAUAAUAAUAUUAAACCAUCUUUAAAUGUAAAUAAUAAAUAAAUUAAUCGCGAUGAAAAUUAUUUCAGUGGAGUUAGUGAUGAAUCUGGAAAUGCCAAAAUAAAAUAAGCAGAUCAAAGAGACAGAGAAGAUUUAUUUUAGGAAGGAGAUUAGCAAAGCUAUAUUUUUGGAGAGAAUUUAGAUAGAUUGUUUUAAAGUAAUAGAAAUGCAUCUAGUUUUGUGAGCGAUAGCGAUUACUUCAAGUAAGACAGCUGUGAUUUUGAUUGUAUACUUGAAAAGAAUAAAACAAAUAAAUCUAAUUUAAAAUAAAUCGAGAAUUCAAAUAUUUAUGCUUCAUGGAUUUGGACUUAGUUUUUUGAAUUCUUUUUUUAUCAUUUAAUAUAUUUCAUUUUUGGGCCUUUUUGUAUUAUAUUUUUUUAUCCUUUCAAUGGUUUGUUCAUCUACAAGAAUUUGAGAUUUGGAAUUUUAGGAAAAUUUUCUUACUACUAACUGUUUUUAUGGUUUUUGAAUCUUUGCUUUACAAUAUCAUAUUUUGCUAGUAAGAAAGAUAGAGCUACCUUUGAGUUUUUUUUGUUAUAUAAUAAUUGGAUUUUGUUGGUUUUUAGAAUCUUUUCUAUUUCAUGCAGAUACGCUAUGCUCCACCCUUAUUAAAUAGAGUUGUAUAGAACUACUUAUAUAAAUAAGGAAGAAGAAAAUAAGGAUUUCUAUUUGAGUAAUUGGAAACUAUAAGAUGACGAAUGUGUGAUGGAAGAGCUUUAUUUUGCCUCAAAGAGAGACGAAGUUGAUGUAAGUAUGUUCUAUUGUAGCUUUUUCUAAGAUAUCAAUUCAAAUGAAAUUAGAGAAUCUUUGGAUAAAAUAAAAAAAUUACAUAAUGAAUUCUACAAACAGUUGAGGAAUAAAAUUAAAGUAACAUAAAAAGCUGAUGAGAAAUCUGAACAACAAGAAAUAAAAGAAGUUUAAGAGCAAAAUCUUUAAUAAAAAAAUUAUGAAAAUCCUAUUGCUUGUCGUAAUAGUUAUAAUGGAAUUGUUAUUUUGCAUUAUCUUAUCAACCAGUUCAGUAAACUCUACCCUAUUUACACUAAAUUUUACAUUCCUCUCUUCUUUGCAUUUUUAAGAUCAAUAAUUUGGAUAGUCUAUUUUUCGAUAUACAACUAAAGUAGAAUUACAUCUCUAGAAUGGUAUGAGUGUAUUUUAGGUUCUUAGCUCAGCUUAUUCAACUUUUUAAUAUACUUUUUAGUGGUCAAAUUCCUUUUAUCUUAAAUAGCGGAUAUUCACAGAAUAUAUUACCUUAACAUUCAAAUGCUAUUUCUAAUUAAACCAAAAAAAGAUGAAAAGUUCAUUUGCUACAAAAAAGUUCUGCCUACCUUAAAUGUAAUUUGUUAUGAUACCUACAAAAACUGGAUUUAGCUCAGGAGGCUUACAAUAGAAUAUGGAAAAAGAUUUUGGCUUAGAGGAUAAGCGAACGCCAGUUUUAUGUUGUUGUAUUCCCUUUAUCCUAUAAUAUUCAUUUUUUUACAUUUGCUUGACAUCUUUAGAUUUUGCAAUCUAAAUUUAUGGUAUCUAGUCUUCGAUUUUGUAGUUAUCUUUUCUUUCAUCAGCAUAAGUCUUUAUUAUACUGCUUCUAUAAACUACUAAUUUAUAUACCAUACAUAAAUAUUAGAGGAAAUAAGAAUCAUUUUUAGAAAUUUAGUUAGAGAAGACUUCAUUUUCUAAAACGAUGAAUUCUGCAGCUAUCUAUACAGGGCUUUAUUAAGAAAACUUAGAAUUAAAUUUGAUAAUAACAAACAAUUUAUCAUCAAAAGAAUAAAGGCAGUCAUCUAAUAAAUUGAUAAUGUUAAAAACGAGCUCGUACUUUUGUAAAAUUCUUAGCCUUUUGAGUUUUUUGGAAUUACCAUCACCUUCACAAUGCUAAAAAAUUCAAUUCUUUUUAUGAUAUCACUACUAACCUUCGCAGUUAAUGUUUAUAUAAAGACUCAUAAAAGCUGA
This is a messenger RNA of Tetrahymena thermophila SB210, 2121 nucleotides long. RefSeq names its product transmembrane protein, putative. The record is from RefSeq and is a predicted model, not a curated record. Lineage: Eukaryota; Ciliophora; Oligohymenophorea; Hymenostomatida; Tetrahymenidae. The transcript has a single exon.